UGCAGUGAUUUCAAAAUAUUCCGCAGAAUAUUACUUUUCCGUACAUACCUAGCAAGAGAUUUUUCGGGAAAAAAGCGAUCGAAAGUAACUGAACAGAAGAUUCAGUAAUGACCAAAUCCCGAAUAAAAAAAUGUGUGUUUGAAAAUAGAGAUAAAUGGAAUACUUUACUCAUAAUUUCAAAUCAUUCACUUUGCGUUUGAUUUUUUAUUUGCCGUGCAAAUAACUUCGUCACGCUUCGUUCAAAACAUAAUCAAAACCAAUGACUGACACCGAUGUGAUAGUGAAAGUGUCUAAAUGUGCCAUAGAAUUCGAUCGAAGAUCGUCAUAAAUCCAAUAAUCAUGCUAUAAUAGCUAUUACGUAAAAAAUUGUUUGUCGCCUUGACAUCAAAAUGUUUCUGAAUAAAGCGCCUAUUUAAACAAUUGCAACCGGAUAAGCAAUAAACGUGCCCAUUUGAAUUUCUAAGGCGCGUGUAAAUGAUUUUGUAUGGUGGGAAUGUAUGAGAUAAUUUUUGUUAUUCUAAUUUAUUUCAAUUGAAUAACAGGCAAUGCGAACAAAACACUCGAUUAAACUCAAUUUCAAUUUAGAUUUAUUUUGGAAUAUGGACGUUCCAGAAGAAAAGUAAUCAGAGAUUCAAAUACGCGCCUUUUGAUAUAAAAGUUCAAUUUUUUUGCUUAUCAAGAAUGAAGUUUUUAUUUGUGAUUGCCAUUUUCUUGGGUGGAAAUUUAAUCGCCUUGAAUGAAGGUUUUCAACAUUCCGCAAAUAAUCCAAUAUCGUCAAUUUCCAAUCCAUUCUUUUCAAAUCUGCACUAUUUCGCUUACAUUGGUAAUUUGACGGCUAUUAAAAGGCUUAUUGAUCGAGACGAAGAUAUAGACUUGGAUCUUAAGGAUGAAGACGGGGAUACACCGAUAACAAUUGCUGCUAAAAUGGGUAAUGUUCGAACGGUAAAAUUGCUAGCUACUAACGGGGCCGAUUUGAGCAUUCCGAAUAAUAUGGGCUCGACGGCGCUUCAUGCUUCCAUUGAAGAAGGAUAUUCAAAUGUAGCCAAGUUUUUAAUCGAUUAUGGUGCAAAUUUAUGUGGAAAAAAUAACGCCGGUGAAACGCCCCUUUUUUUGGCAGCAAAACAUUUUAAAGCGGAUGUUAUUCAUGCAUUGGUUGAAAAAGGUGUGGAUGUUAAUGUAAAAACAAACACACGUGCAACACCGCUCCACUGGAUCAGCUAUUGGGGUGCAGUGGAUUUAAUGCAGUUACUUUUAUCACGUGGCGCUGAGAUAGACGCAAAGGAUUCAUUGAACAAAACACCUUUGUAUUACGCUUCUAGUCACGGCAAAGCGAAAGCGGCGAAACUUUUGAUUGAUUAUGGUGCUGACGUUAACGUAAGGAAUAGCCAACAAUUCACUCCUUUACACCGUGCUGCUCAACAACGUUCAACCGAUAUCUCAAAUGUUUUAAUUAAAAAUGGUGCUGAUGUGAAUGCGAAAAAUUUCCAAGGUGAAACACCAUUGCACUGGGCCGCAUUCUAUGGAUCACCGGAGGUUGCUAAGAUGCUAAUUAAAAAUGGUGCAAAUAUGUAUGCCACAAAUAGAAAGGGUGAAACGCCUGCUAAUCAUGCAACAGGGAAUGCAAGAAUGGUCGCAAUUUUUGCAGACGCCGAGAAAGAACGAGCCAAAUGGAUGUCUUGAAUCCAGAUAUUUUUUAUUAUAUCCAUCUCUCAUUUACUAAUUUUAAGUUAGUCCAUUACACGAAAAAAUGAUCUUUGAAACUAAUAUAAUUAAAUAGAUUUAAAUGGUGAAAUAAAAUUAUUUUCGUGUUAUUUA
Contarinia nasturtii (swede midge) is the source of this 1815-nucleotide messenger RNA. Its product is annotated as putative ankyrin repeat protein RF_0381. Gene Ontology annotation, molecular function: protein binding. The transcript has 14 exons. The record is from RefSeq and is a predicted model, not a curated record. Lineage: Eukaryota; Metazoa; Arthropoda; Insecta; Diptera; Cecidomyiidae. The coding region runs from base 682 to 1680 and encodes 332 amino acids.